Molecule: messenger RNA, 5259 nt
Organism: Scleropages formosus (Asian bonytongue)
Lineage: Eukaryota; Metazoa; Chordata; Actinopteri; Osteoglossiformes; Osteoglossidae
Product: sodium-driven chloride bicarbonate exchanger-like
Exons: 27
Coding region: 390-3677 (1095 amino acids)
Biological process (GO): monoatomic anion transport; transmembrane transport; bicarbonate transport
Cellular component (GO): basolateral plasma membrane; plasma membrane
Molecular function (GO): solute:inorganic anion antiporter activity; monoatomic anion transmembrane transporter activity; sodium:bicarbonate symporter activity
Source: RefSeq, a predicted model, not a curated record
CGCGAAUGAUGACUGAAUUAUUCCAGUCCUGCACUCGCCCCUCCUCGGAGGACAACGACGUGAGACGCGCACACCAUAGAGCGCGUCACCGCCAACUGGCACGGCUCCGCGCGACUCGGCUCGGCUCGGAUCGGUUCGGAUCGGAUCGGGGGCAGAACCGCGCCGUGUGUGAGCUCGCUCGCGCGCGCGUUCCCUGCGACAUGUGACCGCGCAGAAUUCAUUUAUGUGAGGGGGGGAAAAAAAAAAAAGAGCGAGAGAAAGAAAAACCCAGGACUCAGGAGCAGCAGCCGCCGCCGCAGCAGCAGCAGCAGUUUUUCCGAGAGCAGGAGGAACGUCGCCCUGAGGCUGAGAGCGGGAGCGCGCGAGCGGCACGCGGAGAAGGAACGAGGAUGGAGAUCAAGGACCAGGGAGCGCAGAUGGAGCCUCUGCUGCCCACGGUAGAAACCCCCGUCGGAGCCAGGAGGGAGAGAAAUGACGAGGAGGCAGUGGUCGACAGAGGGGGUGCGCGGUCCAUGCUGAAGACCAACUUCGAGAAGGAGGAACUGGAAGGUCACCGGACCCUCUACAUUGGUGUACACGUUCCGCUUGGGAAGAAGACCCACAGGAGGCGUCGGCACCACGGCCAUCGGAACCGGAAGAGGGACCGGGACCGGGACUCUGGGGCUGAGGAUGGCCGGGAAAACGCAAGCCAUGACACGCCAUCUCAGAGGGUCCAGUUCCUGCUCGGUACGGAGGACGAUGACGAGGAACACAUUCCCCACGACCUCUUCACAGAACUGGACGAGAUCUGCCUGCGCGAGGGGCAGGAUGCUGAAUGGAAGGAGACUGCCAGGUGGCUAAAGUUCGAAGAGGACGUGGAGGAUGGCGGUGAACGCUGGAGCAAACCCUACGUGGCCACGCUGUCCUUGCACAGCCUGUUUGAGCUGCGCAGCUGCAUCCUUAAUGGAACCGUCAUGCUGGACAUGCGGGCAAACUCUCUGGAGGAAGUCGCAGACAUGGUCCUGGACCAGCAGGAGACCUCGGGCGAACUGGAUGAGGAGGUGCGCAGAAAGAUCCGCAAUGCCCUCCUCAAACAGCACCACCACCAGAACCAGAAGAAGUUCGCCAACCGGAUCCCCAUCGUGCGCUCCUUCGCUGACAUCGGUAGGAAGCAGUCGGAGCCCCACUCCAUGGACAAGAAUGGUCAGGGGGCCCCUCCUCAAUCCCAGUCCACCAAUGCUGAUGGGAAGGGGGACGUGAGCAGGGAGAACAGCGCCGUGGACUUCAGCAAGAUAGACCUUCACUUCAUGAAGAAGAUACCGCAGGGAGCAGAGGCGUCCAACAUCCUGGUGGGUGAGCUGGAGUUCCUCGACCGGCCCGUGGUGGCGUUUGUGCGCCUCUCCCCUGCCAUCAUGCUGAAUGGACUGGCGCAGGUUCCCAUCACCACUCGGUUCCUGUUCAUCCUGCUUGGGCCUCUUGGGAAGGGACAUCAGUACCACGAAAUCGGCAGGUCCAUCGCCACCCUAAUGACAGACGAGGUGUUCCACGACGUGGCGUACAAGGCGAAGGACCGCAACGACCUAGUGGCCGGCAUCGAUGAGUUCCUCGACCAGGUCACGGUCCUUCCUCCGGGAGAGUGGGACCCCUCCAUCCGAAUAGAGCCGCCAAAAAAUGUACCGUCUCAGGAGAAACGGAAGAUCCCGGCGAUGCCCAAUGGGACGGCAGAGCUGGGAGAGGCUCCGGAACACGGAGGCCACGGGGGCCCGGAGCUUCAGCGCACCGGGAGGCUUUUCGGUGGUCUGAUUUUGGACAUCAAGCGCAAGGCGCCCCCCUACCUGUCGGACUACACGGACGCCAUCAGCCUCCAGUGCCUGGCCUCGUUCCUCUUCCUGUACUGCGCCUGCAUGUCGCCCGUCAUCACGUUCGGGGGUCUGCUGGGGGAGGCCACGGAGGGACGCAUAAGUGCAAUUGAAUCGCUGUUUGGGGCCUCCAUGACGGGGAUAGCUUACUCGCUGUUUGCAGGCCAGCCGCUCACCAUCCUGGGCAGCACGGGACCGGUGCUGGUCUUUGAGAAGAUCCUCUUCAAGUUCUGCAAGGAGAACGAUCUGUCCUACCUCUCCCUCAGGGCCUGCAUCGGUCUCUGGACGGCGUUCCUCUGCCUGGUCCUGGUGGCCACCGAUGCCAGUUCGCUCGUCUGCUACAUCACGCGCUUCACCGAGGAGGCGUUCGCCUCCCUCAUCUGCAUCAUCUUCAUCUACGAGGCGCUGGAGAAGCUCAUCCACCUGGGAGAGACCUACCCCUUCAACAUGAACAACGACCUCAACAAGCUCACUCAGUACUCGUGUGUCUGCAUGGAGCCUCUCAGUCCCAGCAACGCCACCCUCAGGUACUGGGAGGAGCAUAACAUCACCUUGUCUGAGAUUCACUGGGGAACUCUGGAUGUCAAGGACUGUUUGAAAAAUCGGGGCGAGUUCACGGGCACCGCCUGCGGCCCACACGGACCCUACAUCCCAGACGUGCUCUUCUGGUCCAUCGUCCUCUUCUUCUCCACCGUGGCCAUGUCGGCCUUCCUGAAGGACUUCAAGACGAGCCGAUACUUCCCCACCAAGGUGCGGGCCAUCAUCAGCGACUUCGCGGUCUUCAUCACCAUUGUCACCAUGGUGCUGGUCGAUUAUGCCUUAGGAGUUCAGUCGCCAAAGCUUCAGGUCCCAAACGAGUUCAAGCCGACCAGAGACGACCGCGGGUGGCUCGUCAACCCCUUGGGUCCGAACCCAUGGUGGACCACCAUUGUGACGGUCAUCCCCGCUCUGCUGUGCACCAUCCUCAUCUUCAUGGACCAGCAGAUCACUGCAGUCAUCAUCAACAGGAAGGAGCACAAGCUGAAGAAAGGCUGCGGGUACCACCUGGACCUCUUCAUGGUGGGCAUCAUGCUGGGCGUGUGCUCUGUGAUGGGGCUGCCGUGGUUCGUGGCCGCCACCGUGCUCUCCAUCUCCCACGUCAACAGCCUCAAGCUGGAGUCGGAGUGUUCGGCGCCCGGGGAGCAGCCCAAGUUCCUGGGCAUCCGUGAGCAGCGCUUCACGGGCCUCAUGAUCUUCGUGCUCAUGGGAUGUUCUGUCUUCAUGACCUCCGUCCUCAAGUUUAUCCCCAUGCCCGUGCUGUACGGAGUGUUCCUCUACAUGGGCGCCUCUUCGCUGAGGGGCAUCCAGUUCUUCGACCGCCUCAAACUGUUCGGCAUGCCGGCGAAGCACCAGCCCGACUUCAUCUACCUGCGGCACGUUCCCCUGAGGAAGGUGCACCUCUUCACCAUCAUCCAGCUGAGCUGCCUCGUGCUCCUGUGGAUCAUCAAAACCUCGAAGGCUGCCAUCGUGUUCCCCAUGAUGGUGUUGGCGCUCGUGUUUAUCCGGAAGCUUCUGGAUUUCAUCUUCACCAAGAGGGAGCUGAGCUGGCUCGAUGAUCUCAUGCCAGAGAGUAAGAAGAAGAAGCUGGAGGACGACGGACAAGAGGAAGAGGAGAGUAUUUUGGCUGAGGAGGAGGGGAUAGUACAAGUGCCACUGGAGGGGCAAUGCAAAGAGGAUCCCGCCACGGUGAAUAUUUCUGAAGAAAUGGCCAAAACGUCUUUUGGGAACGAAUGGAAAACCCUGAACACCGCAACAGAAAACACGAAGAAGGAGUCGGGUUCCAAAAGCUCCCUUUCCUAACCUCUUAGAUGCCGACUCCCCAAAGCGUCUCCAACAGCAUCUUGAGAAGACAGGAGGAGGCGAAGGCCGAUGUGGAGAAAGGCUUUGACAGGGAGACCUGUCUGUGACUCGUCCCCGGGGCCGCCGCGGACAGCUGGCAGGUGUGCGCUGCUGUGAGCCGCGACCACUUCUCUGCGCUCCCCUUCCUUCAUGUAAAGGUGUUUUAUACGUGUCCACAAGUGUACGCUCCUUUUACAGCAAAACUAGCGACGUUCAGCAUGUAGAAUGCGUUUCAUUUCCCGCGUGUAAGUGCGCGUCCGUUGACGUGGGACACAACCAGCAGCAGCGGCGGAGGACGUCGAAACGCGCGCUUUUUUUUUGCUUCGUCUGCUCUUUUACGCUGCCGCUUGAAAAAGGCUUAAAGCUACGUUUAUUUUAAAAUUGUUCGUAUUUUGUAUGUUUUCCGUUUUCCUGCUUUUUAUUUAUUUAUUUAUUUAUUUUUUAGAGGGACGUCGUGAUAUGAAAAUCAUGACCGCGGUCAUGGAAACGUAAUCGUUGCUGGAAGUUUCAACAACUCGUAGAAACGUUUGAAACACGAAUUUAGAAAAGUAAUAACGGAAAAUUGCGGAGCCUGUAAAUAUGUGUCGGUAGGUUUUUUUGCAUGCGUUAGCUAACAUAUCCAUGAAAUCUGUGAGCAUUAAAUAAGUGUUGACUUAAGAUGCUUUUUGUUAUUUAUUUACCUCAUUGUGCUAUGACGCUCAGCUAACCGAACAUUUCGGAGUUUCGUCGUUUUCCACGUUGAAUAUAUUACGUUUCGUUUGUAACGCGUACGAUUUACCGGAAUCACGACCAGUGUUAUUUUUCGGAAGACUCUUGCAAACUCAAUGGAGUUCUUGUGUAUUUAUGUCUUAUUCUUCUUGUGUGUGUUGUAAGGAAGGAAUUAAGAUCGUUCGUGUAGGUAAUUACUGACUGGGGUGAACUGACUAGGAAUAACUUAUGCAGGUAGAUUGUUAACAAAAAAGGAGGGUGAUCGUAUCUAGAGAGUCGUACCGAAAGCAGCGAUCUUAUUGGAAUUGCAAAACAAUGCCAUCCUGCAAAUAAUAAAAAUGCAAUACUGACAUGUGACAGCGAGAAGUUCCAUCUAUGGCCUCACACUUGGAUGAAGAAUAACAUCACCUGGUGCUUCAGGUGCUUCCAGGUACCGCACGGCUCGGUGUUGCCAGGGUUUUUUUUUUGCAGUUCCAACACGCUCAUUACUUCUGGUACAACCAAUGCGAAUGGAGAAUUAAUUGACUUCGGUCAGCCUUUCAUACUGUAAUUUUCCAUCCGUGAAAGUUAUGGAUAUGGAAUGUUACCAUCUGUGUUUGCGGUUUGUUUCAUCUAGCAGAUCUUAGCAAUAGGGGCUCGUGCUUUCGUACGAAAGGGACUCCAGUGCACGUGAGCGGUGCGCCCGUUACGACCGCUGGAUGCAGUUACUGUGUUAAGAUGAGAGGAUGGCGUUUCGCUGUCGUCGCACAUGAAAGACCUUACUUAGUUAUUUAGCAAAUGCAAUAUUGUACUUUUAGAAGAGAGAAGUGUAUUUGAUUUUAUUCUAUUUAAAGGA